Molecule: messenger RNA, 2648 nt
Organism: Cataglyphis hispanica
Lineage: Eukaryota; Metazoa; Arthropoda; Insecta; Hymenoptera; Formicidae
Product: inosine triphosphate pyrophosphatase
Exons: 2
Coding region: 93-668 (191 amino acids)
Biological process (GO): nucleoside triphosphate catabolic process
Cellular component (GO): cytoplasm
Molecular function (GO): nucleoside triphosphate diphosphatase activity
Source: RefSeq, a predicted model, not a curated record
CAUGGAUAAGCAUGAAUGAGAAAACAACAUACUGUCAGCAUUGUCGACAAGUUAGAAGUAACAACAGGUUUUAGCGAAAAAUAUUUCAAUUAAUGAGGAUGUCGAAACCCAUAGUGUUCGUGACGGGCAACGCGAAGAAGCUAGAGGAAUUCACCGCCAUUUUAGGAAAGAACUUUCCCCGGCAGAUAACGAGCAAGAAGAUCGAUUUGCCCGAGUAUCAGGGCGAGAUAGACGACAUAUGUCGAAACAAAUGUCGAGCCGCGGCGGAUCUAAUCAAGAGUCCGGUAAUUAUUGAGGACACUUGUCUCUGCUUUAAUGCAUUGAAAGGUCUUCCGGGGCCUUAUAUCAAAUGGUUCCUCGAAAAACUCGGCCCCGAGGGUCUUCACAAAAUGCUCGAUGGAUGGGAGGACAAAUCGGCAGAGGCAGUUUGCACGUUCGCCUAUUGUUCCGGCGAAGCUGAUGCCGAGGUCCUUUUAUUUCAAGGUCGAACUCAGGGUACCAUCGUGAGUCCACGGGGUCCCCGAGAUUUUGGCUGGGAUCCUUGCUUUCAACCACAGGGCUAUGAUAUGACUUACGCGGAAUUACCGAAGGAUAGCAAAAAUAAGAUUUCUCAUCGCCGCAAGGCGCUAGAAGUAUUGAGAGAUCAUUUUAUAAACAAUACAAUUUAAUUUAUAUUAUUUCUGUGUAAAAAAAUUACCGUUUCUUUUACGUAUUUUUUAUCAUUUUUGUUUUUAAGUUUCUUUUUUUCCGAAAAUAUAUCUAAUAUCGUGCUUAUUAUAAUUUUUUAAGAGAAUAACAAUUUUUCUGACUAUGUUAUAUCUUUGCAAGUUAUAAUAAACAUCAUUAAAUCAAAAGAAAGGUCAGUCAUCUUGAUUAUAACAUAGAAAAUAAAUCUUACAAGAUGUAAAAAAAUGUGCUUCUAUAAUUAUUGAUAUAUUAAUUAUAAUAAUUAUUAUAAUUAUUAUAAUUAAUAUAUCAUUAAUUAUAGAAGCACAUUUUUUUACAUCUUGUAAGAUUUAUUUUCUUCGUUAUAAUCAAGAUGACUGACCUUUCUUUUGAUUUAACGGCGUUUAUUAUAACUUUUAAUCCUGAGCAGAGUAUAAGUUGUUUUGUCUUUAUUUUAUAACUUGUGCUCUGACCUAUAAUGUUAACGUUCGAUAUCCAUUCAAUUUAUCAAAGGUGAUUUUUUUCCGAAAACAACAUAUGAAUUUCAAUGUCUCAUUACGAUGAUAGUUCGAGUCGCACCGGAAACAUAUGGAACAAUUUGCUGAUGAACUUGAAACUACUAUGGUACCACACGAUUGAAGAUCUGAUAAUUUUAAUUUCCACAAAUCACGCGAUGUGUUUAAUCGACGACUUCCAUCUUGCAAAUCUUACGUGACGCAACAAAUUGAAAUAUAAAGUCAUAAAUAAAUAUAUUGUAAUCGCUCAGUGGAAGAUAUUGUUAAUCAUACGAACCGAUACCUCUCGUACACACAUACUCAUAAUUAGAACUGUAAAUCGUGUGUAUAUGAAUAACUCGAAUCAUUGUCGCCGUUUAUAUUUUUUAUUUAAACAACAUGAUUACGAUUACCAUUUAUACGUAUGUAAAUAAUUUAGAAUUAAAUGCAUGAAGAGUUAAAAAAAGUAAUCUUUUAUGAAAAAGGUAGAUUGGAGAAAUGUAACAUAUAAUAUCGCUUUCUUAAAACAUCAAUCUUAAUAAUUUUUAUGACAUGUAUAUAUUUCAAAUUGCUGGCAGUACGCAAAUAGUGUUUAACACAAUUUUUACAUACAUAUAACAUUUUUAAUAAGAUUUUGCAUAAAAAUGUUUAUUCAGUUAAAAGAUUUGUGUACCUAAUAUAUUACUGAAGAAGUUAAACUGGUUGUUAGUAAUCGGUAUCAAUAUAAAUAGAAGCCAAAUAUAUCAGCUAAUCAUUGAACGUUUAAAAAAGUAAUAUCUCCCGAACGAAACCCGACCCAUUGAAGAAAAUCAUUGUAAAUUGAUUUUAAUACAUAAAUGUAUAAAAAUGUAUAAUUUUGCAUAAGUUUUUAAUAACAUGUCACUUGAAAACUCGAUAUAAUUCAAAGAAACUAUUAAUAUAUUUAAUAUAUUAAUAUAUUUAAAUUCCACUGACAAUGAGAGACGAUUAUAUAUAUUUAGCCAGCAUAACGAGAAAUGGAAAUAAUUGUUUCCCGGUAUAAUUAUUGUUUAAUAAAAUGAACAGCGUGAUGCUUGCGAAUGAAACUACAUAUAACAUAAUGAUAAGCAUAUAUAAUAUAUAUAUAUAUUAUACGCAUAACACAACGAAACGCGACAGAUAAAUGUACUUUGGCAUGUUGUUACGUGAAAGCACUGGUAAACAGACAAUCAUAGUACGUUUUCUUUUUGUAUAUUGAACUGCCCGAUAAUUAUUUUUAAUUUAUUUGGUAUUAAUGGAAAUUGCUCAUUUAAUUUAUCGUAAUUACUCAUUAUCAUUUAAUGCAGAAAUAUUUGGCAAGAGAAGAACAGCUCUCUCAAAAUUGUUGAAUUAUUUUGCAGUACACAAUAAAAGAUGCAUUGAAAAAAUAACAGAGAAUAUGACUGUAUGAUAAUUGAAACGAGGAAAAUUGCUUUACGCUAAACCUGAUCCUCUCUAUUUUCUCUGUUUUUUCUUUUAUGCUAACAAGAG